GAAGUGAUUUGCACGUUGGUGGCAAGCAUGGCUCCAGGUGGGAAGAUCAACAGACCAAAAACAGAAUUGGGGAAGAAUCUUUUCAAGAGGCGGAGGGUUCUGACAAAACAGAAGAGGAAGAAGCAUCGUAUUGUUGGCGCGGUGGUGGAUGAAGGUCUCAUAACUAAACACCACCUGAAAAAGAGGAGCACCAGCUCCAGGGCGAACAUCACCCUGUCUGGGAAGAAAAGACGGAAGUUGCUGAAACAGCUGCGCCACAUGGGGAAAGAAAAAGCAGGCAUGGAAGUUGAAGAAGCACCGAAGAAGAAACCAACUCCCGCCGACAAGAAGAAAGAGAAGAAAAGUGGCGGUGACGAGGACAUGAUGGAUAUGGAGUAAACAAACUGUACGGAUGUUUCUAAAGCUGCUAUUUUUCGCACACGUACAGGAUCUGCACGCGGAACAUCUCCGCCUUUUGAAAACGCUCAACGCGGCACUCCAUCUAUAAAUAUCAGUCCCGCAGGGAUUCCUGUGCUAAUGUUCAGACGAAAUCGGUAAAAGUAGGUUAAUCCAUCAGCAGUCUGAAAGCUUUUCAUGUUCUCCUCUGAAUUCUCUCUACAUGUCAGAGCCGGCCUUCCGAGACGAUCCUCGUUACGGUAUAUUGAUAAAACUAUAUCACAGAGCAGCUUCAAGCAGAACAGAGUACAGCUACAUAAAGACGCGAGGAGAAAAUGGAUGGAUGAUAUUGACUAGACGAACAGUCUUAGGACGUUAGUGUAUCGGAGCAUUUAUUAGAUUCACCGAGUCUUGUUUUCUGACCUGGCUCAAGUUUCUCCAGACUUUUUUGCUAUCUUGUUUGGUUUUCUGUGGCGUGGCGAAUUACAAUAAAAUCGGUGUUUAGCAGUG
Molecule: messenger RNA, 885 nt
Organism: Ictalurus punctatus (channel catfish)
Lineage: Eukaryota; Metazoa; Chordata; Actinopteri; Siluriformes; Ictaluridae
Gene: c19h11orf98
Product: chromosome 19 C11orf98 homolog
Exons: 4
Coding region: 28-378 (116 amino acids)
Source: RefSeq, a predicted model, not a curated record